Megalopta genalis is the source of this 8322-nucleotide messenger RNA. RefSeq lists its product as uncharacterized. NCBI's taxonomy places the organism in Eukaryota, Metazoa, Arthropoda, Insecta, Hymenoptera, Halictidae. The record is from RefSeq and is a predicted model, not a curated record.
AGAAUUUUCUCUCGCAGGGGAGGUUCUGUCUGUCCCGGAUUGUCGUGUUCGUUCGACGGAGCAAACUGCCGGAAGUGGAAACGGAGAAUAGCAACCCUUUCUGUUGUUCACAUAUCGUUUAUUAGUUAUGUACAAAACGGUACGAAAGGGCGAUGCCAGUCUACAGUACACAAUCCUACCGCAAACAGACCAGUUCUCCUCGUCUGGUUUCCCUCAGACCACCGCGAAAUCGAGGCCGAGGAUCAUCAAAUACACCAUGGGCACGCUGAUGAUCCUCAUAAUUCUCUCGUGCGUGGCGACGCCGUUCUUGAUGAACCAAGACGACCAGAGCCUGUUCGCCAGCAGCAUACUCGCCAUGGGCCGCGUCGGGCACAAUACGAUGUCUAAAAACUCGUCGAGGAGUCACGGUGAGAACGUCGGCGUCAACAGAAGUAGAAGCAGAUUAAUGGGGGCGAUAUCGUUGUCGACGGAAGCUCCUAGGAAACAAGAUGUCGAGGAUAGGGUGACUUCGCCCCUAAAAGCGUUGAAAACUGACGCAGAGACUGAGAACCUCACGACUACAGAUUCUGUGGCGAGCAGCACGCAACGAAUUCACGUUUCUCCUGAACCACUGGCAGCCCUCCAUCAGACGUCAACGUCCAUCACUUUUCCCUCGAGCUCAUCUACGACGUCUCCUUCGACCGCUUCCAAAUUAUCAGCGAGUAUUUCGAACGAGCUCACCACAUCGGUCUCGAGUGAGUCGCGGAAAGACUCGAUGCCGAAGGUGACGCUGAAGCUCAGGGAGAACGAGACAAUACCGCAGAGGUACAUGAAGGCUGGCAUAGCCUCCUACAAGAAGGGGAACAUCACUACGAGCGUCCUGGCGCAUGGCCUAAGUCUCGAGGGAUUAAUCUUCAAGACACCGGAGGGAACGAUAAAACCUUGGCCGCAGAAGUGGUUUUUCACCGAUCCCGCUGCCGAUUUCCAAUGGAAGGGGCUGAUCCAAGUACCUGUAACAAUUUACGUAGUCCUGGCAGGACUGGCAGCCUUCGCCAGUGGUAGCAUCGUCUUGAUGUUCUACAUGCAACGGAAAACUACCAGGCGUCAGCGUCAGAACGUGGAGGAACCGGAAGCCGGCGGUCAGGAGGAAGACAAAUCGACCUUGCUGGGCGCCGAGAGCCAAGAGAUCGAAGAGAAAGAGUAAUCGUGAUCUCGAAGCAUGGAAAGCGUGUAGCAUCCAACAGUCGUAUAUUUUUACAACACUCACACCGGUUUGGCACAGGUAUCUUGCGCGCAAGACCGAACGGACGACUAUGGAUACAUUUUGGUGAGCCGAACCGUUCUAUAGAUUCGUUUGGUCGAGCGCUUGAAACUCCAUUCAAGGAAUUGACGACUAAGUAUCGACGUUCACAUUCGUUUGAUUUGGUUCGCGCAGAGAACGAGAGGGCUGCAUAAAACCUAAUCAGCAAAUACUUCCAAAAAUAUUGAUAAUCACUGUCGCCGAAAGACGGCCGGACUAUUUUAGACUAUUCUCAAGCUGUCCACGAUUUUCCUCAUUUUACAUGUUCAAACUCAUUUUCAAUUGUUGUCUCGUACUUCCUUAGACUAAGGAGCCGUUCAGGCGCGGAAACAAAGACUUUUUAGCUAUGACCGAUUAUGGUUGACGAGUGAAUAUGUUGUCCUUGACGUCGUAUCCGUGUUAAGAACCCGCGAGCAGAAGUAAAAUCGCGAGGGACGCGUGACCUAGCUACUACACGUAGGAACGUUAAUUGUCAUCGACUAGGCGCCAAUUAAACUUACAUAUCAACCGCAAUCUGAGCAUUUUCUAAAUUAGUCGAUACUUAUCCGGAAGUAUUAUUUCAUACCGUCGAUAUCUUUGGAAAUAUUCACACCUCGGGUUUUAUACAUCUCGUCUUCAUUGUCGAUAGUCUUAUCGCCGUAGCAAGAACGAAACUUAAAACGAGUCGCGGCCGGUGCAGUCAGGAGAAACAGCCACGCGAGGCAGCGCAUGCGCAGGGAGCUCCGCACAGCAGCGUGGGGCGUCCACCGGGCGAAGAUUGUAAUUCUGAACUACGAUGGCGACGCGGCACAGAGGCUCAGUCUGAUCACCCGGUGGAUGCGCCACGCCGCUGCGCGGGACUCCCUGCGCGUGCGUCGUCGUCCCACUCCAUGCGUAGCGACUUUUCCUGACUGCAUCGGUCGCGGCUAACAUUGGUGAAAUACAAAUAUCCGAAACAUGCGCGCGCACGUUUUGAGAACUCCUGCUAGAUUCCAUGACGCCCGGUCGUCGGCGAUCGGUGGUCAUGGUUUUUACUUUUGAUACGAAAGACGUCAGGUAAUUUUUACUGAGUAUCGUGAAAUAAUUUGCAGCGAUAAUCGAUUCGGUAUUCGUUCGCCAGCGGAUUUCAGGCGACAUUGCUUUCGUAUUAAGCUUCGCGUGAUACUGUCAGAGGCAGCUAUUAAAAUAACUGCUCUUCGAGAUACCUCUAUACGAGCCGUUUAACGUCUCCAUGACGAUCAAAGAUCAGCCUAUGGAGUGAAAUCUUUUGUAAAGAGAAUCGGAUUCGACCGGUUGGUUCGGCGCGUUUGCUUCUGCAUGAACACGAAUGUACAAUACACCGCUCUCGAAUGCGAUUCUACAGGGUGUCCCAAAAAUGUUCGAAUAGGUCGAAACGGGUUACACCUGAGAACAUUCGAAGACACUUUGUGUGAAGCGAAAAUGUUCUCCGUGGCUUUGUUGACGAGUUAUUAGUGAAAAGUAUUGAUAAUCAGAAGCCGAGCGUGACACGGCAGUGGCCGCGGAAGAGCGACAUCGGUCACUCGCUCUCCGAUUGGUCCUUGUUUCUCGUUGUUAACUCGUUAAUAGAGCCGAAACCAACAUUUUUCCAAAGGGAAAAGCGUCUUCGAAUCACUUUAGGAAUCAGCCAUUUCAUUCGAUUCGCACAUUUCUGGGACACCCGGUAGGAAUUGAUACGAUAGAUAGAAGUCUUCAAACACAAACGCUUUCCAUCGAUGCUUACUAAAAUCUGAGCCAGCUUCCAUAUGGAUAUUUGCAGCACGGUGCUUUGAUGCGCAGACGCAUUGCUCUCCGACUACAUUUCGUUGACAUAAUUUUAAGAGAUGUCUUUAUCGUCCACCGAUAUUGUUGAAUAUUGUUCGCUAACGGAAUCGAUCGAUGACGAUCGACGCGAUACGCUUCAAUGAUUCUUUUGCGCUCGAUUACAACCAACGCGAAAUCACGUUCUUGAUUAACGAUUAAUGAUUAAGGAGUCCAACAAUCGUCAAUAAUAAAUUAAUUGAGAAAGACGAAAGAAACGAACGCGACCAUAACAGAAUAAAUGGAAAUUUUAAGGUUAAUGGUGGCAUUGAUACUCGGCGUUGUUUUAACUUCUUUUCGUGACAGUUUUAUGAUAUUUUUUACAUGGAAAUGAGAUUGCACAGAUUGAGUUAAGUCCAGAGAUCUAUUGAAAUAGCAAAUGAUUUCGUACCGCUUUUCGUAAAGUUGCUCCGGUAAUAGCAUGCAUAAUAAAGGAAUGAUCUCGUUGACGAUUAAACUGUACGCAAUGAAUAUACAAGGCGGUUCGUAAUUGGUGAUACGAUUGAGUCCGAAACGAGUUCACGAGAAAAAAUGAGGCGGAAACGUGAUAAAAAUAUUAUUCACACGAGGCUUUCGUUUUCGAGACAAUUAACUUUCAAAUUUGUGAUAAUAUAUUAAUUUUUGUUAAACAUUGUAUCUAGAGAUUUAUUUGAAAAGAAAUUGUUCGAAUAGUAUGAAGGUACACCACGCAGAAUAAGAAGUAUAAUUUUUCUAUAUUAUUAUAGCCAGAUCUCGAUUGAAUAUCGUAUUUUGUCAUCUAAAUAUUUUUGUUUAUCGAUGAAUAUUCUUUGUUAUCGAGAACAGUAAGCCUAAACAUAAAGAAGGAUAUAUACUAUAACAAAAUCUAGUAAGUCGAGAUUUUCUAAAUAUAGCAUAUUUGAUAAAUUUCGUUAAUCAAUUUCCUUGAAAACUAAGCAUUUUACAUUUUCUUCGUCGACUCGCCUUUGACACAAUUGUAGCUACGUCAUUGAUUUCGUAAAUGUCAAUAAUCAAUAAUAAACAGAAUUUCGUUAGAAACUAUUUUCGAUAAUUUGUUAUAUAUUUUAUGAAUUUCUAGAAAAACACUUAAAAACACUGCUUUCUUAUCUCGUUAGUUAAACCAAUAUUUUCAACUUAUUUUUCUAAAUCAGUCUUCGCAUGUGAUACGGUUUUCUGAUUAACUAGCAGAGUGUUUCUAACAAGUGAAUCUAAUAUAACAUGCAAACGGUACAAUACAGGUAGAAAAUCAGUCUGAAGAACGACGAGUGUCUUCGCUGUAUGAAGUCAUAACGACAAGUAACAUUCAAUAAUUGACAUUCGAAACACUCUUUGAUUCACGUACAAAAUACAAUACACAAUAUAUGCCGAUUGCUUACCACGUGAUCUCAUUUGACACGUGUUGCUACCAGUCAUCUGGUCCCACGAAACUAUGAAAAGCAAAUUAAUUUUGUAAUAUUGCCGAACAAUUAAAUGAUCUCAUGAUGGUACUGAUAGAUUCGAAGAAUAAGAACUGAUACAAUCUUGCUCUCUUCCUAAAUUCUACUGCGAAUGCAAUUACGGAUAUCCCGGAGAAUAUUUUAAAUAAUUGAUUGAAAACAUCCGAACGUGUUUGUUUACAAUUGAAUACUCUGGAGAAAGAAACUUUGCUGCAACAAAUUCGUCUUUAUUCAGCAUUAUUUUUACGUACUUCUCGUAACACGAUUUACAAAGUGAGAUACGAAUAAGAAUUUAAAAAUGAAUGAAAUUUAUUAAAUUUACAGUAACUGUCGAGUUACAAUAUUGUACGGAAUAUCCUAUCGCAGCUAUGAUGUAGAGGGAUUCAUUACGCAGGUCAGCAUUAAUUUUAGUGCCAGAAAGUUUAGACCUGAUUUUGAGUAUACCUGGUACACAAUUUCAGUUAAUCUACAUCGAAGUACUAUGUCCACAAACAAUAUAAUCUUGCGAAUAUUUUUUCAAAUUGCAGUGGUAGAUAUUGUAAAAGUGAAUUUGGCUGAACUUUUGAAAACGUCUAUGCUCUGUUUUGACUAAAAUUUUGCUAAUACUUUUGUAUAGAUGUAAUGUUUGCAAUAAGGAUUUUUGGCGAAUCGGAAACAAAUUUUUUGACAUUUUAAUCACAUUGCCUAUCUUGCCGACAGGACGCAAUAUAACGUAUAAUCCUCGCGCGACAAGGAGGCACCUUUGUAUAUUGCCCCUCUUACUAGCUGCCCCACUGCUGCAGUUAUCGUCCGCUAGCGACCGCUAUAGAACUUCCUCACCGUUUUCGGCCAAUAGCGACCGAUCGGCAGUGGGGCAGCUAGUAAGAGGAGGAGCGUAAACGCAAAGGUGCCUUCUUGUCGUGCGAGGACUAUACAGAGGCGUGGCCCAGAAUUAACCAAAAUUUAACUCAAACCUAACCUAGACCUAAUCCAAGCUUAUCUACCCGGAAGUAACGUCAUUGUAACGGUUCUUAGGCGGGAUGUUGUGGGACGAGGUGGGAACAAAAAGAAGAGACCCAGCCCAAUCCUUGCAAUCAUCGUUUUUGUCAAAGGAGAACCUAUUUCCAAAAUUUUAGCCAAUUCGAAGCACGAUGAUGUUGAAAAUUUUCGGGAUGCAUUCCCUGUCGAAUUAACACUGAUAUAGAACAUUACUCAACGGUUGCCUUUGAAAUGAAUUUAACCCGAAAAUACAAAAACUCCAGAUUCAUAGGAACAGACUAUUAAUUUCUUAGUUACGCGUACAUACACUUUAUUUUUAUAACGAUAUUCUAAAAGAGUGUGAAAAUAUUUACAUAGACAUCUUUAAUUUGUUUAAAGGUAAGAUAAAAAUCGAAUACAUUUCUCGAAAUAAAUUAUACUUUCAAUUUGAAAAAAAUAAUUAUGUUACUUCGUUUUAUGUGGGCGGCGUUACUUCAUAGCAUUUGUAAAUUUUUCGAUAGUUCGAAACUAAAGUUACUGCGUAAACUUCGUCGGAAUUUGUUAUUUAAACGAAUAGUCUAAGACGAAUUACUUGGAAAUUUUAAAUGUAAAGACUGUGUAUUCUUUGGAACAGGUCGAUAUGUUCAAAUUGUGAUUAGAGUGUCCUUUAUUAAAAUUGUAAUUUUUCUAAGGCCUAGAGUGAAACAGAGUUUCCACUGUGAAUACAUUUUCGCUACACUUAUGCGCGUACUUUUUGUUGACGGAAUAUAAUCGAAACAAUAAAAUGUUCGCUUGAAAUUACAUUCUGCAUUCGAACAUGACACGUCGUUCAGUAUUUUUCGAGCAAUAUGUACAGGAUAAGUGAGAGAAUAUUCAGUAUUAGUCGAAUGACAAAUAAUUGGACAUUAACAAUCGAUGUUUGCAAAUGCGUUUAUUAUUAAAUCAUUCGAUUGGAACUGUGAAAACAGUAUAACGCAAAGUGUAACAAAUUCGUGGAAAUUUGUUAAAAAAUUUGAACAUUGUCGAUCGAAACUUUCAAUACUCAUUUGUAACUGUAAAAAGAGUUUUGUUAUAUCGACACGUCGAACGAUUGUUGUAUACUAAUUUGUGAUCAUCUAUACAACGCGAAGUAUGAAAAAUCGGUGAUAAUUUUAAAUUGUAAAAAGAUGCGUUGUAUCGGUGUGAAAAUAGAUGUUGAAUGACGGAUGUAUAAUAAUUUUUUGUGAUCAUUCGUGCAACGCAAAGUAUGACUUUGCGAUGAUUCGUCCGAAUGAUUGAACAUCGUCAAAAUAAAUUUUUAAUGUGUUUAUUUAUAUAAAUCAUUCGAAUGUAUUAAUCUUGACCUGUAAAAAGCUUAGUUGUAUCUAUACGAAAAUAUACGUCGAAUGAUUAUUGUGUACUAAUUUGCGAUCGUUCGUCCAAUAUGAAGUAUGAAGGGUGCGUGACGAUUUGUUCAAAUAAUUGAACAUUAGCGAAUCGAUGUUCUCCGAUGUAUUUAUUCAUAAAUCAUUCUAAUGCAUUAACGUUGAACUGUAAAAAAGCUUUGUUGUAUUGAUGCGAAAAUACACGUCGCACCAUUGUUGCAUAAUAAUUUGCGAUCGUUCGUACAACACGAAGUGUGACAAAUUCAUGUGCAUGUGACGACGAGUAUUCUUAUAAAAUAUAAUCUCAGUUUUUUGUUCAAAUAUAAAUUGUUGACACACCGCGUAGCGAUGAGAAGAAGUUGUGAAACAUUCGAUGAGUGAAUCUCAGUGUAUCUAAUGAAUGAUUUAAUCGAUUUUGUUCUAGUUCGUUAUAGUUUUCUUAAAGACAACAGAAUUUGAAAAUGAACGUCUGCAGUUUCAUUUAACGGUUAAGAAACAAUCCAGAUUGCGUUAACGAGGAGUUUGAAUAUUCCUGAGAACAGAGUUUGGCAAAAAGUAAUCUAAUUAGUGUAUAACAAUUACAGCUAACGUGAAAUACCGUUCACGAUUAACGUUUACGAUUGCUGAGAAAUCGCGAGUUAUCAUGAUUAAUGAAUAACUUAAAUAAUCAAUAGAAAUGUAAUUAUAUUAUUGGUCGUGACUAAUUCAGUGAUCAUUAAUCAUAAAAUGAUUACUUAAUUUUCUUUUUAUAUUUACUUAAGUAGUUCGAAAUUAUGGUGAAUAUUAUUCAUUUCUUUUUACAUUUCUACAAUUACAGAUUACCGAUUAAUGUUUACUGAUCACCUAAUCUGAUCAUGAUUACUGUUUUAUUUCAGUAAUGAUUAAUUGAUUAAUGAUUACAUUUGUCAUGGUUACUGUUAACAAACAAUUAUAAGAUUAUUCAUCCUGCGCGAUUACAGAUUAUCAAAUGUUUAUAAUGAUUAAUGAUUUACUCCAGUCAUGAUUAAUUGAUCAGUGACUAAUCAUGAUUACUGAUUUAUUCCAUUAAGGACUCAUUGAUCAAUGAUCGUGAUUAUCACGAUUAUUUUUAACAAUCAAUUAUACAUGAUUACUGAUUUAUUUCAUUAAGGACUCAUUGAUCAAUGAUUAUGAAUUUUACGAUUACUUUUAACAAUUUAUUCUAAAACUAUUCAACCAUGUUAUUAAAGUAAAUAUUACCUAAUGUAAUCAUGAUUACUGAUUUAUUACAUUAAGAACUCAUUGAUGAAUGAUUAUGAAUAAUCACGAUUACUUUGAACAAUUAAUUACAAAACACACAUUCAUCCUGGUAUUAAAGGUUACCGAUUACGUGAUUACCCAAUGUAAUCACAACUACUUUUUAGACUACACGAUUAGUUUCAGUCAUAAAAUAAUUCAUUUCUCGAUUACAGAUUAUUGAUUAACGAUCGCAGACUAACAAAUGUCGCUGUAAUUACUAAUUCAUUCCAAUAACAAACAAUUGAUUAACGAU